Messenger RNA from Salarias fasciatus (jewelled blenny), 2771 nucleotides. Its product is annotated as eukaryotic translation initiation factor 5B-like. The transcript has 10 exons. The coding region runs from base 75 to 1631 and encodes 518 amino acids. The record is from RefSeq and is a predicted model, not a curated record. NCBI's taxonomy places the organism in Eukaryota, Metazoa, Chordata, Actinopteri, Blenniiformes, Blenniidae.
UGACUGACAGCUCCUUCCUGACACGUCAAUCUCCAAAGUGAAAGCAUUUCAGUGAGAACAGAGGAACGCUGAACAUGGCAGGCGGACAGAAAGUUGAAGGAGACGAGUCAGAGGACAAAGCUCCAGAAAUGCAGCAACCAAACCUGGUCAAAAAAGAAUCUCCUGAACCUGGUCCCACUCCAGGUUCCUCUGGUCCUGCUCCCAUUCCAGUUUCUCCUGGUCCUGAUCCAACUUCUUGGAGGAAGUUCUUCGUCAUCCUGACAGGAAAAACAAACGAUGCUCAUCAAUCUGUUGUUAAAAACUUUGAAUCAUUGGGUCAAACUGAGGUGAGGUCUCCUGACGACGCUGACUACUAUCUGGUUUUCUGUCCCAUCUCUUCUCGAGUUGGAACAGACGUCAGUGAGGCCAUGGAGCAUCUUCCUGAUGAUAAAGCAGCCGUUCUGGUGGUGAUGCAUCACACCUUCAAUCCUGAUCAAGUGAUUCCUCCGAGCCGCAGACUGGUGACAGACCAGAGAGUCCACCUGACUCUGGACUGCCUGUUCCACCAGAACAAACUGCUCGACUGUGAAUUCAACAAGAAAAUGAAGGCUAGCAUCAAGGCGUUCUUCAAAAUCUCAAAGAAGAAGAAGAGCAGUAAAGGUAUCUUCACAGAUGGGCUAAAAGCAAUGAUCACAAAGAAACCAGGGAAUGACAGUAGAGAAGGAACGAGUUCCAAGAGAGCGGCUUCCAACAAGGAGACAUCUCCACAGGCAGGUCCAAGUGGGUCAGAGGUAAUUCCACAACAGAAGGAGCAGAAAGAAGACACAGAGAGCCUAAAAAGCCAAAAUACUGAAGUACAAGCUGGACAAGCUCAAGAAACAGAUUUGGAAAAACAAAAUGCCAAAUUCCAGAAAGAAGAAGCAGAGCAGACGCAGAAAGAUGCUCUUUCUGUCAAAUCCCCGUCCAGUGAUGUUUCAGUUCGUACAAACAGUAAAGGAGAACCUGGAUCCAUGGACCGUGAGAAUAAUGCUGGCAAGACGAAGAGUAGUAAAAGUAUCUUCACAAAUUGUCUAAAAGCAAUAAAAACAAAGAUAUUUCCGAAAGACAAGAAAGAAGGUCACCAGAGAGCUGCUUCCACCACGGAGACAUCUCCACAGGCAGGUCCAAGUGGGUCAGAGGUCAUUCCACAGCAGAAGGAGCAGAAAGAAGACACAGAGAGCCUAAAAAGCCAAAAUACUGAAGUACAAGCUGGACAAGCUCAAGAAAAAGAUUUGGAAAAACAAAAUGCCAAAUUCCAGAAAGAAGCAGAGCAGACGCAGAAAGAUGCUCUUUUUGUCAAAUCCCCGUCCAGUGAUGUUUCAGUUUGUACAAACAGUAAAGGAGAACCUGGAUCCAUGGACCGUGAGAAUAAUGCUGACAUGACGUCUGGUCCAAAGAGCACCACCUCCAGGAAAGAUGAAGAGAAGCCACAGAACAAGGAAGACGGAAACAAACAGAGCAAACCGACAGAGCAGAAGAAGCAGCCUGAGACUCCUGUUCAAUCCCAGUCCAGUGAAAGUCAACAUACCAAAGGCGGUGAAGAAAACAAGACAUCCAUGAAAACAGAGGCCGACAAGGCCUCGACCAGUCCAGAGAUCUCAGCGAGGUUGUAGGUGGCGCCCCCUUUGCUUCCCCAGCGGAUCCAGUAUACUCACAAGAAACUUGACAGCUUUGUCUUUGACCUUUUUUUAUUUAAAGAAAGCAAAUUCCCCAAUCAGCUUAGUCAACAAGAUCAUAAGUAUUAGAUCAAUAAAUAAAAAAAAACAAAAAAACAAUGAAAUAAGUAUAGUUAACAUGAAGUAUAAAUUAUUCACAAAAUCAAACAUCAAGCUUCUUUCAGCAGCAGCCACUGGAACAGGAAGUGUGGAGGAGAGUGUAGCCCACAUUCUGGAGUGAAGCAGCAGAUGAUCCAGGAGAGGAUUUAGAAACUUCAGCAGGGCGUCUUAAGAGUCUGUGACUCCACUGAGUAUCUAAGAAUAAAAACAUAAGAUUCCAAGAAUAAAAUGAAAUAAUAUAAAAACUAAAAACACCAAACAGAGAUACACGUAUGAUGCUCACUAUAGAAAGCAUGUAUAGCAUGCAUUACAUUUGUUUCUGAUUUGCAGAUUCGAUGUCCAGUUUAUUGUCAUUACAGUGAAAUGCUGAGCAGCACAAUGUAAAGCAGCAGUAAACUGCAGUAUUCAGGUUAUAAUACUGAUCUGACUGAAUGACAGCAGAGCUGAUGUUCACAGCAGCGUUCCCUCUCAUGUGGUACUGAUUCAACAUUAAUGAUGAGCCUCAACAACUCGGCUUACAACUAUCAGAUAUGGGUGGAAAAGUGACUGUUACCAGCAGGUUAGCUAACCAGACGGCAAUCAAAAGCAAUAAUAAUGAUAAUAAGAAGAAUGUAAACACCUUCUGAAACGAUCUCAUCUAAAUCUCUUGAGGACUGUAAGGCGGGAGAACCAGUAGUUUUCUACAUGGUCUAAAUUAUGUUGCAUAACAAGAAGCCCCUCGACAAGACUGACUGGCAUUAAAACAGUUAGCUAGCAUGGUAUUUACUGAUUAGUGAUUAGCAGCCAUGUAGCUUAAUCCAGGUUACCGUCGCGUUCUGCAGCAGAGAAACCAUUACAUGUAACAUUACCUCCGUCUUUCUUUCUGUUCUCCUCCUUUUCUUGUUUUUUUCUUCCCUGGACACCAGACAGUUCUGGUCAUUUUGUCAUCAUAUCUUGAUAUUUUGAUGGGGGACGUCCAGAAACGAUCAUGUGGCGAAU